AGAACGAACAAACGAAACCCUGUCACCGCAAUACAGUACAAGUACAAGUAGCAGUCACCGGAGUUCGAAGGCCCUCGGUUGAUUCCAUUUAUCGCCACCGCAACAGCCGCUGUACCUUACCUAUCUACGGACGGGCAGAAGACAAAGGCAACCAAACCGAGCCAAACCAAACCAAACCAAACCACACAAGAUCAGACAAACAAAGCCAUGGACACCGCCGCCUCCGAAACCGUUUGCGCACAGGCAACGCUGACCCACGGUUGGGUCGUCCAUAGCUGCCUGGUGCUCAGCUUUGCGCUCUUUCGGCUCUCGAUCGAUCUGAUCCAGACGGCGAGCGCAAAAACUAGAAAACACUUUCGGGAGAGCCACCACGGAGCCGCCGAGAGUGCCCCCGCUGCGAAGAACAAGAAGAAGGCCACGAACCAGAAGAAGGCCGGCUACGGGAGCAUCGACACCGGCGAGACCGCCCCGGCGGGGGAGGCCGACCCGCUGCUUCCCGGAGGAGAAGCCUCCCCUUCCGGCGACACGCUCGCAACGUGGUCCCUCCGGCUGCAGUCGGUCCUCCUGGCCGUCCUGCUCGUGGCCGCGUGGACCGAAAGGUCCUGCGUCCUGCCGGAAGGAACCCUCCGGACCUGCGCCGCCGCCCUGGCCUUUGGUUUGGUGCUGACCCACCGCGACAGGGGCCGGGAACGCCUCGGGUACGUCUCGCGCUUCUUUUACGCCGCCACCGGGAUCGGCCUGGCGGUCCCCGUGGCGCUGGCCUGCCUCGGGAAGACUGCAAGCGCCGGCCCAUGGGACGCGGCCGUGGUCCUUGCUUUGGGGCUCUAUGGUGUGCUGGCCCUGGCGGAGUCCUUCGGCCUCCCGCUGCCGCGCCCGGACGCAAGGGAUGCCCAUGCACCGCCCGGGGGCCUCUCCACGGCCGCCAUUGCCCAGCUCCUCCGGCCCUACGUCUGGCCGGACAAGACCUCCGAGUCGGCGAUCGUGAACCGCGUCCGCGCCAUCCUCACGUGGGUCUGCGUCGUGGCCUCCAAGGCCUGCAACCUCACGGCGCCCAUCCUGGUAAGCAUUGUGCCACGGCGGUGCCUCCGAACCCUUUGUGUGUGUGUGUGGGUGUGUGUGUGUGUGUGUGUGUGUGUGUGUGUGUGUGUGUGUGUGUGUGUGUGUGUGUGUGUCUGCAAUCCAAUCCAAUCUCAUAUGCCUUGUGCACAACACGAUACUGGUUCUUCUGUCACUCGUUCCACAGCUCGGAAAGGCUUCGACGGCGCUGGCGCACCAGCAAUAUGGGCUCUGCAUGUAUCUUUCCUCUGCGUGUAAGUAAAGAACCACGAUGCAAAGCUAUGGAUCCAAUGUGCUGUACCCGAGAAUCACUCUUUCUUCGGAAAGCUACCCGUUCGAGCAACCAACCAUCAUGUUCUACACAUCAAACAGGAUGGAUCUCACCCCGUCACUUUGUAUUCGGACUCUUCAAACCUACAGAUGCUGCCAUCCAGUUUUUCGGAUCGCUGUUCAAAGAGGGACAAAGCCUGAUCUAUCUGCGCGUUGCACAGGCCGGAUUCGUACAGCUCUCCGAGACGACCUUCGUUCACCUCCAUCGAUUGAGUCUGGACUGGCACCUCCGAAAGAAGCUGGGAGAGGUCAUGCGAUCGAUGGACCGAGGAAUCGCGGCCUGCGACACGCUGAUGAAAUACCUCUUCCUGUGGCUGGUUCCGGCCCUCGCGGAAUGCAUCAUCGUCUGCGUCAUGUUUGCGACCUACUACAGCUAUGCCCCGCUGUCCAUUGUUGUCUUCUACUCGGUGUGGAUCUACAUCGUAUGGACCAUCAUUCUCACGCUGCAGAGAAAAAAGUUCCGCAAGGCCGUGGUUCGGUCGGACAACGAGUGGUAAGUGCGCUGCGAUGGGGUGCGAUGCGAUGCGAUGCAACGGGAUGGGAUGCGAUUCGAUUCGAUUCGAUUCGAUUCGAUUCGAUUCGAUUCGAUGCGGAGACACGCAGAGGUUCAACACGAGGCAGCAAAGAGCUGCACCGCUCUCACCCAGUUGCGCUUUAUCGUCUCUAUUACUAUUACUCCUACUACUGCCAGGCACGAUCGUGCGACGGAUUCUCUGGUCAACUUCGAAACCGUAAAGCACUUCACGGGAGAAGAGUAAGUUACUUGGAUGUCGUUCACAGCCGUCGGUCAAACUUUGAACAAUGGCUAACCAUCACUGUCUAUUUUUUUCGAUACCGACAACAAAGGUACGAAAGGCAGCGCUUUGGAGAAUCGAUCGCAAGAUAUCAAGCGGGAAGUGUCAACGUACAAGCGACCCUUUCGUUCCUGAACAUCACCCAGAAGUUCAUCUUGCAGGUGUGUUUGGCUGCCUCCCUGAGUUUGGCGGCACUGGGAAUCAAACAACGCAGCGACUGCUGCAUCGAUCAGGGGUGCGAUUCGGGUGUCUCUGGGUGCUGCCAGGCCAUCGACCACGACACUUGUCCCGGAAUGGAGGUUGGUGACUUUGUUGCGGUGCUGACGUUUACGAUGCAACUCUUCCAGCCCCUGAACUUUCUGGGAAGUGUCUACAACGCCAUUGUCAUGGCGAUUGUGGAUCUGACGAACCUCUCGCAGCUUCUGGCACAAGACCCCGACAUCAAAGACAAUCCGGACGCCAUGAUCCUCCCCCUGUCCAACGAAACCGAGGAAGACGUUGCCGUUGAAUUCGACAACGUUUACUUCCAUUACCCUACGCAGCCCGAAUCGAAGGGCUUGAAAGGGAUUUCCUUCAAAAUGAAGCGGGGCACCACCACGGCCAUUGUCGGCCCCACCGGUACGUAUAGCGCAAUCGAGAGCGACGAAGCAUUCUUUGCAAAACCAUUGUUGCGAAAGCUCGGCAACCUAACUCUUCUGCAUCAAACGAUUCUCUCCACAUUGCCAUCGCAGGGGCUGGGAAGACCACGAUUUCCCGUCUUUUCUUUCGAUUUUAUGAUGUAUUGGGUGGAGCGGUCAAAAUAAACGGGAAGGACGUCCGGACCGUGUCACAAAAGUCUCUCCGAUCGAGCAUUGGCGUCGUUCCACAGUCUGCGAGCAUGUUCAACGAUACGAUCCGAGAGAACAUUCGAUACGGUCGACGGGGCGCAACGCAGGAAGAGCUGGAACAAGCCGCCAGAGAUGCCCAGCUGCUGGGCUUCAUCGAGAGCAUGGACAACGGCUGGGACACCGUCGUCGGAGAUCGCGGGCUCAAGCUGAGCGGCGGCGAAAAGCAAAGAGCCGCUAUCGCACGGUGUUUGCUGAAGGACCCACCCUUUGUCCUCUUGGACGAGGCCACCUCGGCACUCGGUGAGUCAACCUCGUGUCGUCUUUCCUUUCGCACGAAUGUUUGCAACGAAAGCUCCUCGUCGUGUUCUCACCAAAACUCGUUUCUCCCGUUUCAGACACCAUUACCGAAAGCAGUGUGCAAGAGGCCCUGGAUCGGCUGGGAUCGCAUCGCACCGUCUUGGUCAUUGCCCAUCGCUUGGGCACCAUUCGCAACGCCGACAAGAUCAUCGUGUUGAAAGACGGCGUGGUACACGAGGAGGGGACGCACGACGAGCUGUUGGAGAAAGACGGCAUGUACGCGAGCAUGUGGAACCGGCAGUUGCAUUCCACGAGCAAUUCUGGAAGCCAAGUGAGUCUAUUCACCGAGGAUGGCGAGGAGUAGUCGACACUGCCAAAACAAACCACUAUUUGCGUGUUGAGCAUCUUUGAAGCAUCGCACGCCACUGCUCCGUGGCAUGAAAAAAGAGGGAAAUGACUAAUAUUAUGAAUAGAUCUGGAGCGAAUUCCAAAUGAAUUGCUCGCGCCCAAAAACUUUCGUUAGUAACGUAGAUCUGCAUCAGAUUCCUAUCGACAAAGGUACCUGUGACAUAGUUGUAUUUGGUUCCUUCUUCGUUCUUUGAGAGCUUGCCACAGUAUGCCACAAAUACGAUUUCUACAAUAUUCGGCCUGGUCUACGAUGGUAAAGAAAUUUUCAAGUUGAGGGCGGGAACAACUGAUUUGAAAUCCUUAAGGAAAACAAUAUAUUGCUACUGUUGGAUACACACCCAUCGAUUCUUUUCAGAUGUGACAUUGAUUGCCUUUUGAUCCAAUCCGGAUUUGCAGCUCAAUCGAUUUUUUCACGACCACCCAUCGGAAUAGAAACCAGUGCCAACAAAAUAAUGCUGAUCAUUCCACAACUCACUCCUAAAAUGCAAAUUAUCACGCCAGCAAACAUGGGAGAUAUAUUGUAGGUUUCGUUCAAAUGCUCUAGGAAUUCCAUGGCUCUUGAUCCGCCAAAAAUCAGAGCUCCCUGCAGCAAACCCAGUGGACCCAUUGGGGAGUUCAUGAAAGAAAUUGGCUGGAAGAUUCGAGACAGUGAUUGCAAUCAAAGAUCGAUUUUUAAUCAGCGGUGGGUUAGUUUUGAGUCGAUACAAAUGGCUUAGAAUUCUGAUUCUCGUUUUUGUAUUGUAAGACACGUACUUUCUUCUUCUCGUAUCCGCCUUUGGCAGCCUCUAUCAGAGACGUUACACUGUAGGCUCCGUCGAGUUCAUAAACAUCCCAACCAGUUACAAUGAAAAAGGAAGGAUAUUGAUGGAUACCAAACCGCGUCGAGAGAGCCUUUUCGGCGUUACAAUUAACUCUGGCAACGCGGAUGUUUUUGUCGGGGUCCGAAUGGAACUGUUGCGCAAUGGCCUUGUAGCUCGGUUCGAACUGCACGCAGUAUUUGCAGCUCGGAGUGUAGAAUUCGAUCAACCAAACCAUGCCAUCUCCUAUACCAACAAUGCCCGCAAAAUCUUUCGACGUUAGCUCGAUUGGUUCGAGGCCAAGCUUUUCGGGUUCGUCCGAGGCUGCAGGCGUCGCGACUUCCGCUCCCAAAGCAAUACUGUUUGACUCCGUCAAUAUCCACGACAGUGCGGUUGCGAACGCAAGGAAGAUCCAUCGUUUGCUUUUCAGGAGCGAGAAUUUCGAUCUCGAUCGAUGAUUUGUAGCUGCUGUCAUUUUCUUCCUUCCUUCCUUCCUUGUGUGAUGGUUGUUUCUUUCUUAUAUUCGACAAGACCUCACGGUGAACAAAUCUUCACUUCAGGU
This is a messenger RNA of Pseudo-nitzschia multistriata, 5071 nucleotides long. The record is from the annotation of a GenBank genome assembly. Lineage: Eukaryota; Bacillariophyta; Bacillariophyceae; Bacillariales; Bacillariaceae.